This is a messenger RNA of Physcomitrium patens, 809 nucleotides long. RefSeq names its product ubiquitin-conjugating enzyme E2 2. The record is from RefSeq and is a predicted model, not a curated record. Lineage: Eukaryota; Viridiplantae; Streptophyta; Bryopsida; Funariales; Funariaceae.
UGGAUGUUACGCGCGCCGUUCUGUUUUGGCGGAUCGUCUCUCGCACUGUGUUGCUGCCGAUUGCCUGGUUGUUUGUGUUGUAGGUUUGGGCCAUUUUGCGGUGUAGCGAAAGUUGUUGGCAGUGUAGGAGUGGACAGUUAUUUUAAAGUUUCUGGCUACCGAGAUUUGAGGGUUGGUGUGUGCUAUGUCUCAUGUGCGCGCGUUACUGUUGGUUGUUCCUCCCCAGGAACGUUCAAGUUGACGUUGCAAUUUACUGAGGAUUACCCGAAUAAGCCUCCCACAGUGCGCUUUGUCUCAAAGAUGUUUCACCCUAACAUAUAUGCGGACGGUAGCAUCUGCUUAGAUAUCCUGCAAAAUCAGUGGAGCCCGAUCUACGACGUGGCAGCGAUUUUGACUUCGAUUCAGUCUUUGCUGUGCGACCCAAACCCGAAUUCACCAGCGAACUCGGAGGCUGCCCGCAUGUACAGCGAGAAUCGGCGUGAGUACAACCGGAGGGUACGCGAGAUCGUGGAGCAAAGCUGGACAGCAGAGUGAACGAAGGGAGUUCGAACUGUCGCUGGUUUUCCAUCAUCCGUUCGAAGAGAAAGGUCUAUUUUGCUGGGGUUGUUGGGAAGUUGAACCUGAAGAGGGGAGGGAGCGGUCACAGGAUCGCAAGCUGGAACUUCCGAGCUCCACCGAGUAUCGCGUUAUUACUCUUUGUUGGGAAGAACUCUUGAGUUGGAGGUUUAGGAUUUUUUAUGUUAAUUCUAAUAUGUGCAUAUACUGUUGAUUUUUGAAUGUGUAAUAUAUAUGUCUUGUGGUUUGAUGAA